Messenger RNA from Oncorhynchus mykiss (rainbow trout), 2055 nucleotides. Its product is annotated as N-acylneuraminate cytidylyltransferase-like. Gene Ontology annotation, molecular function: N-acylneuraminate cytidylyltransferase activity. NCBI's taxonomy places the organism in Eukaryota, Metazoa, Chordata, Actinopteri, Salmoniformes, Salmonidae. The record is from RefSeq and is a predicted model, not a curated record.
UGUACAGAUAAUGAUCAGACUCACGUUACAAAUGCUGGUUAACAAUCCAAUACAUUUAGUUUAGAUUGUUUCACAAAAGUAGUGCGCUAGUCUUUUACUAGUCCCGUAUUAGCAGACCAAUAUUGACUUCAUCAGCACAGGCAAAUGGCUGCUGCAAGAAAACGUACGCUAUCUGGAUUUGAAGAUGUGAUAGACAGAAAAACAACGAUUUUCAAAGACAGCGGCGAGAAGAUACACGUUGCAGCCCUGAUCCUAGCUAGGGGAGGCAGUAAGGGGAUCCCCCUGAAGAAUAUAAAAGUUCUGGCCGGCGUCCCGCUCAUCGGAUGGGUUCUGAGAGCUGCCGUGGAUUCCAAACAGUUUGACAGUGUGUGGGUGUCAACUGAUCAUGAUAACAUUGAGAAGGUGGCCAAGGCAUGGGGAGCUCAGGUUCACCGCAGGAGCCCAGAGGUGUCCAAAGACUCCUCCAGCUCUCUCGACACUAUCCAGGAAUUUGCCCGAUUAAACCCAGAGGUGAAUGUGAUCUGUCACAUCCAGGCUACGUCUCCCUGCUUGCACCCCUUCCACCUGAAGGAGGCCCUGGAGUUGAUCACCAAUCAGGGCUUCACGUCUGUCUUCGCCGUGGCCCGACAACACCACUUUCGCUGGCAGGAGGUCAAGAAAGGAGGUAGUGUAGCCACCAAGCCACUGAACCUUGACCCGUCUAACAGGCCCCGGAGACAGGACUGGGAUGGAGAGCUGUGUGAGAACGGAUCUUUCUACAUUCAUACCAGAGCGACAAUAGAGAAAGGCCUGCAGGGGGGAAAGUGGGCUUACUAUGAGAUGUUGCCAGAGUACAGUGUGGAUAUCGAUGUGGAUAUCGAUUGGCCCGUGGCAGAACAGAGAGUACUGAGGUUUGGUUACUUUGGCCUGGACAAGCCUGAGGCGGUGCGUCUGCUGCUGUGUAACGUCUCCGGCUGUCUGACUGACGGCCGCGUCCUCAUCUCUGUCUCUGGAGAGGAGAUGGUCUCUGUCAACACCAGAGAUACCACGGGUAUCCGCAUGCUGCAGGGAGAGGGCGUGGAGGUGAUCCUGAUCUCGUCCAGUGAGGACCUGACCAAGGCCUUGGCUGACAAGCUGUCCCAGAGAACGGGCUGUGAGGUCAGACAGCUGGGCAAGGACAUCCAGGGUGAGGCCAAAGCCAUGAUGGACGACAGGGAUCUGGGCUGGAAGGAAGUCGCAUAUAUGGGUAACGAUGCACCAGAUGUUGACUGUCUGAACCUGGCUGGGCUGAGUGCAGUACCCCGGGAUGCCCCAGUGGUGGCAAUCAAUGCUGCUAAAUACUCCUGCCACAAUGUUGCAGGCCUCGGGGCUGUGAGGGAGUUUUCGGAACUCAUCCUGCUGCUCAAGAAGAAGGCCAAGUCUCAGAUGGAACAGGACCGCAUCCACAGAGAUACAUUCUAAACUCUAGAAUGGGUUCUAAAGUCACAGAGAUACAUUCUAAAGUCACAGAGAUACAUUCUAAAGUCACAGAGAUACAUUCUAAACUCUAGAAUGUGUUCUAAAGUCACAGAGAUACAUUCUAAAGUCACAGAGAUACAUUCUAAAGUCACAGAGAUACAUUCUAAAGUCACAGAGAUACAUUCUAAACUCUAGAAUGUGUUCUAAAGUCACAGAGAUACAUUCUAAACUCUAGAAUGUGCUCAAACUCUAAUCUGGCUCAGAUAUGUUCUAAACAAAGAGUUGCAUUCUUGUAGCCUGAGUGCCAGUCUGUCUUUACUCGCUUGCCAGCUCCUUGUCAUUCCAAACAUAUUUGGCAUUACAAUUCCAAAAAGAGUUAACUAGAGAGCAGAAACAGACGGGCAGUCAGGUAAUUUUAUUCUAGACUAUCAGACAAACCUAAACUCGUGCCUGUGCUAAAGAUUAGGCUAAAUGACCUUGAAGCUUAUUGACAAUCCUCAAUACUUUCUCUGGAGUAUUUACUCACUUUCAUGCACUUAGCUCAGGCUGAGCUAACACCUUAUAAACUCAGCAACAAAAAAGGAACGUCCUCACUGUCAACUGCGUUUAUUUUCAGCA